AUGGCUUUAAAAUUUAUCUUUCCUUGGGACAUAUUUGCUCUCAUAUGGGCUUUUUUGGUAACACCUAAGAUAUCUGCAGAGGAAGAUCGGGGCAUGUUCUUUCGCAUAGAAGAAAACGCUUGUCUCGUCGAUGAAAAUGCUCUUCAAAGUGAAAACGCUGACUCUUUAUUGGCCUGUGCUCAAAUGUGUAGGAGAGAGGCUUCUUGUAAAGGAGCAAAUUUCCUGGCGAACAAAGGCACCUGUUCGCUUUUUGGCGAAGGACAACAAGCAAAAAAGUUGGAGAGAUUUGUAAAACGGGAUGGUUCUUUCUAUGUGAAAAAGGUUGUCUCUCCAGGAAUAUCUGGCCCACACCCUAUAGGUCAAACCAUUCCUUCGCACUCAGGUUCAACUCAACAUUCAGUGGGACACUCGUGCCAGACCCUUCUCAGGAAGAAUCCUACCUCAAAAUCUGGUGUCUAUUGGAUUGAUCCUUUUGGUGGAUCUCAGGCCAACGCUUUCAAGGCUUACUGUGAUAUGGAGACCGAUGGAGGAGGCUGGACACUAGUAUGGAGCUAUUCCUUUACUAAUUACGGUCAUUUUAACAGUAAAUCGAAUGCGAUCGCUCCGAGGCCAAACUGGCCGGUGAGACCUGAAGUAGAUGUUCCUAUCUCCACAACUCCUCCAUUAAGUGAGACAGACUACAACGCCAUUAACUUCUCAAUCUGGAAACAAAUCGGCAGACAGGUCCUCAUCAAGAGCAACGUAAACAACUGGCUGGUGUGUCAUCCGGGAAAUGGCAGCUUGGUUGAUUGGCAGGAAGGUGAUAUCAACUGUACAAUCAUCAAACACGUGACUGACCCAACUCACGGGGUGGUCCCUUCUAAGUUUUCACCUGACCAACAAAAUCUGUAUGGACCGCUGUUCUCUUUGAGUGAGCUCUCGUAUGGCUUUUAUUACUAUUUUGACGGUUACACAGGGAAACACUGGCCUGUCCAUGAUCCUCUGGGAACAAAUAGUCCCAACCAAAAGAAAAAUGUUGUUGAUCCGCAUGGCAACAUUUUUAUUCGAGCCGAGUAG
Pocillopora verrucosa is the source of this 1056-nucleotide messenger RNA. Lineage: Eukaryota; Metazoa; Cnidaria; Anthozoa; Scleractinia; Pocilloporidae. The record is from RefSeq and is a predicted model, not a curated record.